AUGCCACUUUCUACAUCCGUGCUGCUCCGCGGCAUAUUCCGGCAGCGCCUAGAGCACCUGCGCGUCGGACGUCUACCACGCUCAACGCCCCGGCGCUUCCAGUCCAGCACUCCCGGUCCGAAGCCCGGCAACGGAGGCGAGGCCGCGAAACAAAAACCGCCAACCGGGGAUCCGAUCCCGGUGGGUAGCACACCAGUUCCUCCCGUACCCCUGUGGCAGAGACUCGGCCCCCUGACACGCGCCGGCGAAGCUUACGGUCGUGCUCAGCGGAAAAGACCCUGGGCUACGCAGAUCGUCUCCGCGCUUGUUAUUUAUCUGGCUGCCGAUGUUAGUGCGCAGCGUAUAGGUGGCAAGGACUACGUGCCGGAACGUAGUGCUAGGAAUAUGGCUAUUGGCGGCGUAGCUGCUGUGCCGACCUUUCUGUGGUUCGUCUGGCUUUCCCGCCACUUCAACUACCCAUCCCACAUCCUCUCGCUCGGCGUCAAGAUCGUCGUCAACCAGCUCGUCUUCACGCCCACCUUCAACAGCUACUUCUUCGGCGCCCAGGCGCUGCUAUCCGGGGACUCUAUCGCCGAGACCUGGGAUCGGAUCCGCCGCACCGUCCCUGUCAGCUGGGUCAACGCCUGGAAGCUGUGGCCUGCCGUUACCGCCUUCACCUUCACGUUCGUCCCCGUCGAGUACCGCAGCGUCGUUUCGGGCGUCGUUGCCGUCGGCUGGCAGACUUACCUGAGCUACUUGAACCGCCAGGCGGAGAUCGAGGAGGAAUUGGCUCAUGCAAGGAUGGUGGCUGCUUUGCCGGCUGUUGAGGCGACGUCUGCGUCCUUGCAGCUUGAUGCCCGGAAACCCCGGAUUACUGCGUGA
Molecule: messenger RNA, 861 nt
Organism: Daldinia childiae
Lineage: Eukaryota; Fungi; Ascomycota; Sordariomycetes; Xylariales; Hypoxylaceae
Product: PXMP2/4 family protein 1
Exons: 2
Coding region: 1-861 (286 amino acids)
Cellular component (GO): cytoplasm; mitochondrion; membrane
Source: RefSeq, a predicted model, not a curated record